Messenger RNA from Psammomys obesus (fat sand rat), 1726 nucleotides. RefSeq names its product C-X-C motif chemokine receptor 4 (gene Cxcr4). Lineage: Eukaryota; Metazoa; Chordata; Mammalia; Rodentia; Muridae. Gene Ontology annotation, cellular component: membrane. The record is from RefSeq and is a predicted model, not a curated record. Gene Ontology annotation, biological process: G protein-coupled receptor signaling pathway; brain development; chemotaxis. Gene Ontology annotation, molecular function: chemokine receptor activity; cytokine binding. The transcript is spliced from 2 exons. The coding region runs from base 63 to 1127 and encodes 354 amino acids.
CAGCGACCGUCCGAGGCGUGCGGUGCUCCGGUAGCCACCACGGCUGGCCAGCGAGUGUUGCCAUGGAAGGGGCCGGUGUAACUAUAUACACUCCAGACAACUAUUCCGAAGAGCUAGGGUCGGGAGACUAUGACUCCAGCAAGGAGCCCUGCUUCCGGGAAGAAAAUGUCCACUUCAAUAGGAUCUUUCUGCCCACCAUCUACUUCAUCAUCUUCUUGACUGGCAUAGUGGGCAAUGGAUUGGUGAUCCUAGUCAUGGGUUACCAGAAGAAGCUGAGAAGCAUGACUGACAAGUACAGGCUGCACCUGUCGGUGGCUGACCUCCUCUUCGUCAUCACGCUUCCCUUCUGGGCAGUUGAUGCCAUGGCCGACUGGUACUUUGGGAAAUUCUUAUGUAAGGCUAUCCACGUCAUCUACACUGUCAACCUCUACAGCAGUGUCCUCAUCCUGGCCUUCAUCAGCCUGGACCGGUACCUUGCCAUUGUCCAUGCCACCAACAGUCAGAGGCCGAGGAAGCUGCUGGCUGAAAAGGCAGUCUACGUGGGUGUCUGGAUCCCUGCCCUUCUCCUGACCAUCCCUGACUUCAUCUUUGCGGAUGUCAGCGAGGCAGAGGACAGGUACAUCUGCGACCGCAUCUACCCUGAUAACCUGUGGUUGGUGGUAUUUCAGUUCCAGCACAUCAUGGUAGGUCUUAUCCUGCCGGGCAUCGUCAUCUUAUCUUGUUACUGCAUUAUCAUCUCCAAGCUGUCACACUCCAAGGGCCACCAGAAGCGCAAGGCCCUCAAGACCACAGUCAUCCUCAUCCUGGCUUUCUUCGCCUGCUGGCUGCCGUAUUAUGUCGGAAUCAGCAUUGACUCCUUCAUCCUGUUGGAGGUCAUCCAGCAAGGGUGCGACUUCGAGAACGUUGUGCACAAGUGGAUCUCCAUCACUGAGGCCCUGGCCUUCUUCCACUGUUGCCUGAACCCCAUCCUCUAUGCCUUCCUUGGAGCCAAAUUCAAAACCUCUGCCCAGCACGCACUCAAUUCCAUGAGCAGAGGCUCCAGCCUCAAGAUUCUUUCCAAAGGAAAGCGGGGUGGACACUCGUCCGUCUCGACAGAGUCGGAAUCCUCAAGCUUUCAUUCCAGCUAACACUUACGUAAAGACAUAUAUAAUAUAUAUACGAUAAAGAACUUUUUAUGUUACCCAUUCUCCAGAUAUAAAAGACUGACCAAUCUUGUACAGUUUUUUUUUGUUGUUUUUUUUUUUGUUGUUGUUGUUGGUUUUUUUGGUAUUGACUUUCGGAGUUUUUGUGAGAUUUGACUUAAUUUAUAUAAAUAUUGGUUUUUGUGUGUUUGUUUGUAUCCUGUGUGUUUUUGUGUGUUCUUGUGUCCUGUCUAGGCAGGACCUUUGGCCAAGUUCUUAGUUGCUUUGGCCAAGUUCUUAGUUGCUGUGCAUCUGUGUGUAGGCCUGCAGAACUGCGGAGGAAGGAGCUGAACAUUCCACGAUGUGUGGUUGAUCGAGGAAAGCUGGAGGUGGGCCUCAGCUGUUGCUGCAUCACCUCUCUGUUCCUGAGGAGCCCACCACCCCACCACUGUGCUUCCAUUGUCUGGUUAGACUGUGUGAUUUUUCUGUAAAAAUGGCACUUAAAACCAAAGCCUGAAAUGGUGGUUUUUCUUUUCAACAAUGGAUUGACUUCAGCAAAUGUACAGCCCUGUAUUACAUUGUUAAUAAAAGUCAGUGAUAAAUUU